UAAUACAAUACUAAUCGCUUAAUCUGUGCCAGCAUUGACAAUCGAUAUUAAUGUUUAAAAUACUUUCUAUAACCCUCAUAACAGCAAUCAAUGCACAUUCAAGAUGCUCCACCGCCACAAAUGUACCAAAGUAUCAUUUAAUUGAACCAUGCCAUAGAUCUACACUUGGCAUUGCCGCAAGAGCCAAAUACUCUUCUCUAACAAGUUGUAAAAGACUUGGUAUUGAGAAAAAGGCGUUGGCCUUAAAUUUUAGCCCAACUUGGAACCGCUCGGAGCCGGAAUACCCGUGUGAAGUGCUCAAAUGUCCUGAAGCUGAAGGAGGACUCUCACUGAAUAAUGACACAAGAUACGAUUAUUACAGUAUCUAUGCUAAGCCCAUACCUAACGUAAAUGCAACUUGCGUACCAAGUAUAGGCAUGUUCUACCUUCUGUCUCAUAAAUUAAACUAUACAAUUGCUGACGAUAAGUGCAAGAAUAUGAGUAGUACAUUAGCUGAUGUGAACAGUGAACAUAGAACAGAUGCUCUUGCACAGUUUCUCACUGGGACGGGAGUCGCCACUGCGUUUGUUGGCUUAAAAAAGAACCAAGAGACAAGAUUUAUUGAUGUAAAUGGGAAUGGUCUCGAUUGUACUACCUACCGCGCCUGGGCUCCGGGAAAUCCGAGAAGUAAUCGUUAUCAUAAUUGCGUACUUCUCACAAAGCAGCAUACUUGGCGGACAACUUCUUGCGUAAAUAAACAGCAAGCCUUAUGUGAACUGAUUCCUCAUGGCCCUUACAAGAAAGGCUCUAUUUUUGAAGAUAAUCUCUGA
This is a messenger RNA of Pieris brassicae (large cabbage white), 809 nucleotides long. RefSeq lists its product as uncharacterized. The record is from RefSeq and is a predicted model, not a curated record. Lineage: Eukaryota; Metazoa; Arthropoda; Insecta; Lepidoptera; Pieridae. Bases 51 to 809 code for a protein of 252 amino acids. The transcript is spliced from 3 exons.